UGUUCCCUAGCCUGCCACUACGCCUCCCGGAAACGGCCCUUCGAACCUAGGGCAAGAAACAACCAAUAUACCGACGCAACGACGAACAGGAAGGUAUGGACCCCAUGUCCGCAAUUGGCGUUGCGGCAAAUAUCCUGCAAUUUGUCGAAUUUGGCGCGAAGCUAUGCGGGAGAAUUCAGGAGGUCGCAAGCUCUGCAACUGGCCUAACUGAAGAAAAUGCGCACCUGGAUUCGACAGUUGAUGAGUUGAGAAAUGUAACGGAUGGACUUAUUACGAAUCUGAAAGGGAACACCCAGCAUGAGGCUGAGCUUGUUAAACUCGCCGCCCAGUGCAGGGACCUGUCGGCGGAGCUGACAGACAUGCUCUCUAAGCUCAAACCCAAGAAAGACGAUCGCUUUUGGUCUAGUAUUCGCGCAGCUUGGAAGAGUACAGUAAAGGAGAAGAAGGUUUUAUCAAUUGAGCGACGGCUUGGGGAGUAUCGAGCGCAGAUAAUUUUGCGUCUCAAUUUUAUGCUAUAUAAUGAGCAGUCGCCGAUCAAGGAAUACUUGAAGCGUCUCGAGCUGCAAGCUAUCAACCUAAAGGAUCAACAUGAUACACAGGCGCAAACGCAACAAGAUCUUUUAAGGGGCCUCAUUCAGCGCCUAGAGACAAUGAAAACAAGCAACGAUGUUUCUUCCGGCUUGACUGCAUGUCACGAUGUCAUGCAAGAACCGAAAUCUGGUGCCAACAAAAUACCGGACCGAAACGAAAUCCUUCGUGCAUUGUAUUUUAAGGGGAUGUUUCACAGGGACGACAAUAUCCAUGUAGCGGUAGGGGAUACAUACCGUUGGUUGAUUCGCGAGAAUGAGUUGUGCAAGUGUAGCGAAAAAUCAAAGCAGGACAGUUCGAUCCGUACGGCCACUAGGGAAAACAAUUUCGAUAAUUCUGUUACGGAUUCUGCCCCCAACGGCGUCGAAAAACCUGCCGAUAUUGUAUCACCAGAGCUUGUACAACUCAAGGAACACAGUACCGACAAACAAGAAGCACUGAAAACUGUCGCCCACAGUACAAGUGGAGAGCAGGACGAAGACGAUGAAGGCGAUAUCGAAAACAGGAAAAGUGAUGCCUGUUUUCAUUGCCUUCAAGAGGCCUUCGAAGAAGAAGUAUCCCUACGAAAAACAUCUGCAAGCAGGUUCAUGCAGUUUCUGCUCUAUGAGAAUUCUGUAUUCUUUAUAUAUGGAAAAGCAGGAUCAGGGAAGUCCACACUAAUGAAAUACCUUGCGGGCUCUGAGAAUGCGACUGUAAGGGGAUCCCUAAACAAGUGGGCUGGAGGCUGCCGCUUGGUAUCCGUUGCUGUCUUUUUCUGGAACGCUGGCGGCAGCCUGCAGAAGUCCCUUGAAGGCCUCUACCGAUCGCUUCUAUAUCAAGUGCUCAGGCAAUGCCCAGGGAUGGCUACUGGGGUCUUUGGCGAUAGAUCUGGUCUGUCUGAAUGGGAGGAAGCCAGGCUCCCUCUUCUCAAGAAAUCCAUGGCCAAGCUAGUCCAGAUUCUGCACCAUGGUCAGUACAGGCUCUGUCUAUUUGUCGAUGGACUUGAUGAGUAUGAGGGUGAUAGCCGUGACAAAGCUGAGCUGGUCAAGGAGGUUCAAACCUGGGGCGCUGAAGAAAAUGUUAAGAUUAUCUGCAGUGCUCGUCCUCAUCCGGAAUACAUGCACGCCUUUACCAACCAUGAAAGAUGUGUGCCGCUUCACGAACAUACAAAGGCAGAUAUUUUGGAGUAUGCGAUGAAUAGUUUCUGCGACGCUUCCUCAUCUGACUGCUCUACACACUCCAGUCUAUUGACCCUAGCCAAGGAGAUAGUGGCUCGGGCGGAGGGUGUCUUUUUAUGGGCCUAUUUGGUUGUUAGAUCACUGAGCUCGAAAUUGCAGAUCUAUUCCAUCAAGCAGUUGCAAGGUAUGCUGCGCGCCACGCCACGGACGUUGGACAGUCUAUUUGAUCAGCUGCUAGAAGAUCUCGACCCAUUGAGCCAGCAGCAAGCAGAAAAGUUUCUCCUCCUCGCUGCCCAUAGUCCAUAUUACACCCUCAGUGCUCUUUCGUUCUCCUGGAUUAAAGCUCUCGAGAACCCCAAUUUUCCCUUCGAUAAGGCAAUGUGCUGUUAUUCCAAUAUCGAAAUCAAGCAGCGAUUAGAUCGAAUACAAAAGCAGGUCGAAGCAUCAACGCGGGGAAUGUUGGAAAUCCAGCCAUCUAGGGCCAGAUUCGGCAUCGAAACUCACGUCUUCUUCAGGAGCAGGAUAGACUUUUUCCAUCGUUCCUUUAGAGAAUAUUUGCUGGCCCGGUGGCAUGACAAGAAACCUCCGGGUUUCGAGACCUACGUACGAAUAGCUUUGGCGGAAGUCAAGUUUUCCUACACUAUGGACUCUUAUACAGUGCCGUUUCCAGACUUUGAGCCAUGUUUCGAUAACUUGACCAUCCUCAGGGAGACCUUAGACUGGCUAAGCAAGGAUAGGACGGUCUUGCCAAGUCGAUACUGCGAGGAGAUCGAAAGAAUAUUUGACAGUUAUAAGGGGCUUCUGCAUUCCUCCUUACAGACUCAGGACAACAACCGGUCGAAAAUAUCGAUUUUUCAACCGCACACGGUUUCUGGCGCCAGCUAUGGUACCAUAGAGGGUCAAUCUAAAAUAACAUACCGGGAGACCAACAACAGAGAAUGUUCUUUUUCCAGCUUGAAUUUCCUGGCGGUAUACAUCCCAUCGGCCCUCCCAUACCUAAUACAGCGAAUCAAGGAGUUUCCAACAACACAACGGCGGUGUGAUAACCUGGUUGAUGCACUCAUUUCCGCGUCUCUCUCAGGAAACGAGGAAAUUCUAGAAGCGGUUUUGCCAUAUUUUAUGGAGAAGGGAGUGACACCGAACUCCGUCACGACCGCCUGGCAGCAGCAGGGUAGUGAGAUCAAAGCAUCUACCAUAACCGCUUGGCUGGCGUUAAUUGCAGAAAGCAGUGUCAGUAGAGUAUACGCGUGGCGGACGAUUGAAACAUACCUAAGAUUAGGAGCCGAUCCUUGCGUCAUUUUUCUUAUAUUCCUCGGUUGGAUUGGAGAGGAGGAACAGGGUGACGAGAUGAGGAUGAGAUACGCAGAGCUACCACAGCUGAUAGAACGCUACCAGGCAGAGAAUAAACAGUCCCUGCUCCAGUUGCUGCGUCCAGCUGCUAGCGGGCGAAGUUGGUGGAACGAUGUCACCAGUAUUUAUUCAACCUGGGCCUCGCAACCGAAACAGCCUAAUUAUAUCGAAGAGGCUCGCGAAAGAUACAAGCAAGCAACAGACGCUGAACUUAGCGAUAAAUUCUUAGUCAUGGAGGUGAUGACAAGCGAUUACCGAUUGACCCGGGAUUUUAUUAUCCAGCUGUAUUAGUUCGGAGACUCGAAUUACCGAGCAGAUAAGCAGCGCUGAGCU
Molecule: messenger RNA, 3428 nt
Organism: Aspergillus versicolor CBS 583.65
Lineage: Eukaryota; Fungi; Ascomycota; Eurotiomycetes; Eurotiales; Aspergillaceae
Exons: 2
Coding region: 96-3386 (1096 amino acids)
Source: RefSeq, a predicted model, not a curated record